UGAAGACGUAACUGCGCAUGCGCGGUAGUAAAACCGGCGCCACAACAACACAGAGCAACACAUGAGAGAAAGCAACAACAAAUGAGCUUCCAUCUCGUGAACUCAGAGAUUGGACUGUUAGGAGCACAGACAGCGCCGCAUGGAGGCAACGUUGAAAAACCUGUGGAGUACCGUGGAGCUGGUGGCCGUGGCGGCUCACAGCGACGUGGUGGAGCAGUGGGACGGACAGACCCUGACCAGAGCCUUCCACUGGGCCCAGUACUGCCAGCACCUCUUCCACAGGUUUCACGACAACCCCACGAUAAGGAGGGUCAUGGAGAAGCAGCUGCAGCUUGUAAAUGAAAGUGUGAGUGUUGUCUUUCCAGAACACACAGCGGUGUCCUUCUCUGACCUGUCCCGGUGUCAGCACCUGUUGCUGGUUGGGCUCCUGCACAACACUAAACUACCAGUCUCCCUCUUAAGGAUACUUUUCGACACCUCCAGUCCUGUAAACAAAGAGCAAGCAGGGUAUCGGAAUGUCACAGGCCUUUGCAGCAGUAUGAUUGAGUGCAAAUCUGCUUGUAAAGUCCUGAGUCCCCUGGUGGAGGUGUCAGAUGUUGGUGCUGAUGCUGAGGUGCAGGGAGUCCUGUUGAUGGAGAGACUGGAGGCCCUGCUGAGCCAAAGCAGGGAGCCGUUUUUAGACUCCGUCCUUCAGGGCUGUGAAGGAGCUGCAGAACAUUUUUGUCUGGUCAUUGCUGCAGCUCUGCUGACAAGAAAAACUGCAGCUGCACAAACUACUUUAGAGGACUUUCUUUUGGACUGGCUGCUGCAUAAACACAGCCUUCUGCAGCACAUGUGCUACACACUACCCGCUUCACUUCUCACAGACCUGGCUAAAAGACAUGUGAAAUUUAGAGAGGCAUAUUGUAAUGUCUUAAAAAAGUGGGCUUCUGAUAUGGAAUACAGCAUAAGUGACGGUGAAUGGUUUCAAGCCAGCACAAAUCCCACAGUGUCCUUCCAGAAGCUGACAGAGCACUUUCGGUCCUUGUCUGAAGCCAGUCCUUCUCUGUGGGAGCAUGUGGAAAACCAGCUAAAUGCUUUGAAGGUUUCUGAUGGAGACUUUGAUGUCAGAGGUCUGAGUGUGUGGGGAGAUCUGCUGUCAGAGAUACACAAAUGAAUGUCAGGCUCAGCUACUUUAGGGCUGGAAGAGCUGGACAAAAUACAACCAUAUGUACACAAUUUCUUAAUACAGAGUUAAACUAAGGCUGGAUGUAUGUUCUUUAUAUUUAAUAUUUCAUAUUUUAUUUCUUCUGAUGUAAAUGUAAAACUGUAUUUCAUUGCAGUGAAAUGUUUGAGUGGCUGCUGUUUGCUCCUCUGAAUACAAGGCAUUGAAAAGUGUUUUGGUGUCAGUACCGACUCUGAAAAAUGACUAAACCAAGCUGUAUUUUGACAGCCAUAGGUACAGUAUAUUAUACAUACUGUAUGUACCGAACAUGAGGGUUUUCAUCCUGACCACCUCUCUUUAUUUUUUGUUUUUUUUCCCAGAACUGUGCUUUUUACAUGGACAUGGGAACAAAGUUGAAGUUGAUUUAAGAAU
Messenger RNA from Sphaeramia orbicularis (orbiculate cardinalfish), 1576 nucleotides. RefSeq names its product FA complementation group F (gene fancf). Gene Ontology annotation, biological process: interstrand cross-link repair. Lineage: Eukaryota; Metazoa; Chordata; Actinopteri; Kurtiformes; Apogonidae. The record is from RefSeq and is a predicted model, not a curated record. The transcript is spliced from 2 exons. Gene Ontology annotation, cellular component: Fanconi anaemia nuclear complex. Bases 140 to 1156 code for a protein of 338 amino acids.